Postia placenta MAD-698-R-SB12 is the source of this 738-nucleotide messenger RNA. RefSeq lists its product as hypothetical. Bases 1 to 738 code for a protein of 245 amino acids. Lineage: Eukaryota; Fungi; Basidiomycota; Agaricomycetes; Polyporales; Adustoporiaceae. The record is from RefSeq and is a predicted model, not a curated record. The transcript has 6 exons.
AUGGACGCCGUCACGCGACGUCUGCUCGUGCUCGCCUCCCUCGGCGUCCGCCUCCUCAAAUACACCGCCUGCCUCGUCUUCCUCGUCAACCUCCGCUCCUGGCCGCUCUCGUGGCACUUGCGCGUGUUCAGCCCGCUCAUCGCGCUGCGCCUCAGAUUGCACCUCCUGCGCCUCCGCCUCCUCUUCAAGCCGCGCCAUGUCGAGCAGCGCGCCAAGGCGCAGUGGCUCGCGGCGCUGUCUCUGGUGGGCAAGAGCCCAUUCGAUGUCACGGUAGCUUGGAAGGGCUGGGCGAGCCCCGACGACUGCGACUACAACCUCCACCUGAGCAACUCCUGCUACGCCAAGAGCUUGGACUCGGCGCGCCUCGCGCACGUGCUGAAGUGCUUCCCUACAUUCUUCCGCGCCGGAGGCUGGAUGCCGCUCGGCGGCACGCACUACACGUUCCUCCGCGAGAUCCCGCUCCUCGCGCGCUGCGAGAUCCGCGUCCGCAUCGUGUCCUGGGACAACAAAUGGCUCUUCCUCGUCGCGCACUACGUCACCAAGUCCAAGCCCAAGUCCAACAAAAUGCAGAAGAGGGCGACGAAGCAGCCCGUCGCGGAGCACCGCCUGCCGCCGACGCCCCCCGAGCACGACGCGCGCGCACAGCAGGCCCCCGUGCCCCUCCUGCACACGCCCGCCACGGCCACGCCGCAGCCCGCGCACGCCACGCCCGAUGCGCGAUGCGGCUCUGUGCGGUAA